Messenger RNA from Fulvia fulva, 711 nucleotides. Its product is annotated as tRNA (carboxymethyluridine(34)-5-O)-methyltransferase. The transcript is spliced from 3 exons. The record is from RefSeq and is a predicted model, not a curated record. The coding region runs from base 1 to 711 and encodes 236 amino acids. Gene Ontology annotation, molecular function: S-adenosylmethionine-dependent methyltransferase activity; tRNA binding. Lineage: Eukaryota; Fungi; Ascomycota; Dothideomycetes; Mycosphaerellales; Mycosphaerellaceae. Gene Ontology annotation, cellular component: nucleus; cytoplasm. Gene Ontology annotation, biological process: tRNA wobble uridine modification.
AUGACCUCCCAGCUUGACUCCAGCAAAGGAGAGCACUACGAAGAGGAACACGUCCAUACCGUGUACGAGCAGAUCGCAAGUCACUUCUCCUCGACACGCUACAAGCCAUGGCCGAUCAUCGAGCGCUUCCUCAAGCAAUUGCCACCUGCCUCAAUAGGCCUUGACAUUGGGUGCGGAAACGGAAAGUACCUCGCCGUCAAUCCUGAUGUAUUCGUUGUCGGCUCCGAUCGAUCCAGUAAGCUCGUGUCCAUUGCAUCGCAACACCAGCCACACGCUGUGGUGGUGGCAGAUAUUCUCCAUCUGCCACAUCACAUACAUUUCUUCGACUUUGCCAUCUCCAUCGCAGUAGUGCACCAUCUGUCGACGCCAGAGCGGCGCAUAGAGGCAGUCAGGUCCAUUCUCGAGACACUGAAGCCUGGCGGACAGGCCCUGGUUUAUGUUUGGGCUCUCGAGCAAGAAGGUAGUCGACGAGGAUGGAGUGAGAAGGAUGAUCAGGAUGUCAUGGUGCCGUGGGUCAUGAAGGGGUCGAAGAAGGUCAAAGCUGAUCAGCCUGCCACGGCUCCUACGGAGGACAGGACUUUCCAUCGUUACUAUCAUCUAUACCGGCAGGGAGAGCUUGAGAGCGACCUUGAAGCUGCUGGCAGUAAAGUCGUGGAGUCUGGCUACGAGAAGGAUAACUGGUGGGCUAUUGCUGAACGCACCACUUUAUGA